Molecule: messenger RNA, 576 nt
Organism: Wickerhamiella sorbophila
Lineage: Eukaryota; Fungi; Ascomycota; Dipodascomycetes; Dipodascales; Trichomonascaceae
Exons: 1
Coding region: 1-576 (191 amino acids)
Source: RefSeq, a predicted model, not a curated record
AUGCUGAUUUCACAGUUUCAGUUUGAGGCACUCUGGAGUACGCAGCAGAGAAAGCAUAAAACGUGGCAGGACGGUAGACUAAAGUACAAUGCUUUCAACAAGAAAGUCACGGUCUACGACGAAAACGGAAACGUCGUUAUUUCCGGCUGGUCGGCCAGAAUCCCUUCAGAUGGGGACGAUCUGGAAAUCGAAAACGCAUUUAUACAGGUCGGUCCCAUGAUAAGUCGUCAAGAACGAGAGCAUUCUGCCCGCAAAACGCCGUACAUUGACAAGCCCGCCAAGCGACCGCUGCCCGCAGGCAAUGUGUCUCUGAAUGAGAUCAUCGCCAGAUCAAAGGGGAAACGACCCCCACAAACCAUCCCGUCUCCGCCGUCUCUUCUGUCAGAUACCCAGUUGAAUGCGGACGAAGAUAUCUCUGACGAUGAAGUCACUAUCCUCAAGGUUCUGGAUGUAGAACCGUCAAAAACAGGACCUGUAUAUAUCCCCGAUCAUCUUCCUUCCCAAGGUCCGUGGACGAAGGAAGCGUAUUUAUUGAUGAAUUGGCGUCCUCCGCACGUAAAGGAAGAGCCCGUUUGA